AUUGGAGCGAUGGAAGGCGGGUCGUGUGUUUGUUUUUAGCUCCGCCUAUCGGCCACGUAGGGCGCGAGAGCUGGGAGUCUCUGACGUCAAUGAGCCCUGUUGGCACAAGGAGCAUCUGUCAUUUAAACGCGAGGAAGACGAAAACAUGUGAGAGCAGCGUGGAUGACGCACGCGCGAGCGCGCGAACAGCGCGGCUUUGUGAGGAGGCAGGAGGCUAAAAAUACAUGGAGAAAAGAGCAAAAGAUUAAUGGAGAAAACUCGAUAUUAUAUGUCAAAACAGCAGGAAAUUAUGGUUUACAUGCAUAGAAAAUGUAUGGGAGAGUCCAUCAGCCCAGCAGAGGAGGGGCAGGCUUUAGAUUACAGGCCAUCCCAUCUCCAUCACCCAGCCCCCCCAAGACACUCCAACAGAGGAAGCGGAAAACACGAAACAUAGAGGGUCCAUAACCGUGCAAAGAAUUUUAUUUUACUCUACUAAAACAUUUUUCCUUUAAAAUUACCCUGCUUCAACUUUAUUUUAUUUUAUUUUUUAUAUUUGGGGCUGUUUGGUCACACCACCCGCCCAACUUUGGGGGACAAAAGGGAUCUGGAAGUUGGAGAGAGAUGUCCCCCCAGCCUCCCCAGUCCCAGAUGAGGGAGAACAUCCUGAAGACCGUCGGCAGCUUUUGGGGAAUCGCCCGGAUCCUGCAGAUCGUCUUCGGAGCCGGGCUGUGGGUCACCAUCGCUGCCAACAAAUACGAGGGCUCCAUCCACUUCGUCCUGUUCGUGGCGGUGCUGUUCUGGCUCCUCACGCUCGCCCUCUUCUUCCUCACCCUCCUGAACAAGCAGGACCUGGUGCCGCUGCUGGGAGGGGAGCGCUGGUUGUCCACCAACUUGGCGCACGACGUGGCCGCCGCGCUGCUCUACUUUCCGGCGAUCGGAGUCAUGAUCUACAAGACGGAGCGCAACUCCUACUGCAACCUGGAACAGUACACGCACCCCUGUCUGUACAAGAUCUACCUGACGGCCGCCGUGUUCGCCUGUCUGAGCUGCGGCGCGUACCUCAUAGCGGUUAUUUAUGGGGGGUGCAGGAAGUGUCGGGGGGAGCAGACGCUCCUCUGAAGGGGGGACAACAUAAACAAAAAAAGAAAAGAAAGGGCAAAGUGGCUUCUUUUGCAAAAUGAGGAAUUACGAAUUUCACUGAAACUUCAAGAGUUCCCAUCAUCCUUCCAGACGGUGGAGAAGCGACCCUGAAAUCAAAGCCAGAUGCAGUGGCGGAGUGACAGUUUUUGGGGGCCGGGGCAAACAA
Messenger RNA from Oryzias melastigma (Indian medaka), 1285 nucleotides. RefSeq names its product MARVEL domain containing 1 (gene marveld1). The transcript has a single exon. Gene Ontology annotation, biological process: myelination. NCBI's taxonomy places the organism in Eukaryota, Metazoa, Chordata, Actinopteri, Beloniformes, Adrianichthyidae. Gene Ontology annotation, cellular component: membrane. The record is from RefSeq and is a predicted model, not a curated record. The coding region runs from base 601 to 1098 and encodes 165 amino acids. Gene Ontology annotation, molecular function: structural constituent of myelin sheath.